Psammomys obesus (fat sand rat) is the source of this 922-nucleotide messenger RNA. RefSeq names its product CD177 antigen-like. The record is from RefSeq and is a predicted model, not a curated record. Gene Ontology annotation, cellular component: plasma membrane raft; plasma membrane. The annotation marks the transcript as partial. Gene Ontology annotation, biological process: cell-cell junction maintenance; leukocyte cell-cell adhesion; regulation of integrin-mediated signaling pathway. The transcript is spliced from 4 exons. Lineage: Eukaryota; Metazoa; Chordata; Mammalia; Rodentia; Muridae.
ACACGCUGACCUGUCACAAGGGAGUCAUGUUGAAAUCAGGCAGUGGCUUCUCGAAGACACCCAUUGAGUGGAAGUCAUUUGGGACCAUACAGAGCGCACCUGGGGAGCUGUGUCAGGAGACGCUCCUGCUCAUAGACGUAGGACAAGGUUCUGUCCUAAUAGGGAGCAAAGGCUGCAGCAGGCCGGUGGCCCAGCCCAGCCCUGGAGUGUCCCUGCACUCCCAGCACCCUGGAAUGCUGAUAGCUUCCUAUUUCCACUUCUGCUCCUCCCCGCUGUGCAAUGCAGCCAGCAACAGCAGCAUCCUGCUCAGCUCCCUCCCUCGGCCAGCCGCUCCUGCCCCGGGAAGCCUGCAGUGUCCUGCCUGUGUGCAGUUAUUUGGGUCCUGCCCUCAGAACACCAGAGUUGUCACCUGCCCUCAGGGUGCCACUCACUGUUACAAAGGUGCCAUUGGUCUCCAGGGAGGUGGACUGUCUUCCGGAGUGAGCAUUCAGGGGUGCAUGGCCUCACCCACUAAAUCCUUACUGGGCAACUCCAAAGCGUUCGGGAUCUUCUCUGCAGAGGAAAUCUCUGAGGAUGAAGAUGCCACUGGAGGUGCCAAAGGAGAGUCCAAAGGAGGUGCCUCGACCUCUUCGGCCUCUUCCCUGGCAUGGCUGUUAGGGCUGGGGCUCUUCUUAGCCCUUUGUCUGGAGGGCUUUGCCCUCCCGGCUGAACCCAUUUUCCUGCCCUCCCUAAUCCUGGCUGGCCUCCCAUGCCCACCCUCCCCUGAUGUCACAACCUGAACCUCAGGCUGGCACUGUCACCCCUUGCUGCCCAGGUGCCCCCAUCCCUCGCCCACACACCUGUGCCUCCAUGUUUAGAUACAGGAGCCUCUGCACUCAGCCUGCUCCAGAGAGGACAGCCUCACAGAGCCACACAUGGGAUA